This is a messenger RNA of Seminavis robusta, 2732 nucleotides long. Lineage: Eukaryota; Bacillariophyta; Bacillariophyceae; Naviculales; Naviculaceae. The record is from the annotation of a GenBank genome assembly.
CGAGACAUCACCGAUUUUGCAUUCUUGAAGCCAUUAUUCUUCUUGACAAGCCAUCCUGAGAGUUAUUGUGUUGUAUUUCUCCUUGGAUUAUCAGUUUGGUUGGGUGAUUAAUUAAUAAGACUGUCUGAUAAUCAUCCAGCAGUUCAUUAGCUGAAGUUACAAAGUUGCCAAACCCUUGAAUACCGCCGAAAUCUACGGUGCACUUGGUCAGAUACCCAUUCUUCUCCAAAUCCGCGAAUUGCGAAUUCUUGGCCAGAGGUGCCAAGAUAUGGGAUUGAAUUGGAUCUGAUUGUCAUUAUCCCAUUGCGUAUCUACCUACUGAUAUCUACCGGUAUCUACCUAUCUUCAGUAUACCUUGAUUGCUACCGUAUUCAUCUAUCUAUCUAUCCAUCCAUUAUCAUGCCCCGCCAUCAAUCGGACGCAGAUUUUUUGGCGUUGGAAGAAAUCGUCUAUGGGUUUACGAGACGCAUGCAUCGAGGAGACUUUUUCCAUGACAGCUCCAGCAGCGACGACGACGAUUUGAGUAAUGACGGCGACGAUUGUCUGUCUUGCCCCGUUUGCAAACGCCAUCAUCCCUACAUCCCUCCUCCUACAAAUACUGCCAGCACCAAUAGUACUACGGAGGAUGUGUACUCGCACGACGCCCGAGUCGUCUACGCUUCCUUUGCCUGUCCCAUUUGUCUCGAAGACGCCGCUGGACCUCCCAUGGUAGUACUCUCCUGUGGACAUGCCAUUUGUCAAAACGAUUUUCGACUCUUGGGCGGAUCCACCAAGAAUCGAGACGAAGAUCUACGGGUCCGACAAGCCGCAGCACCACCACCACGCACUCACAAUCAUGCCAAUAAUACUAAUGAGAGUGACAAUGAAAUGGAAGUUGCCAUGCGCAUGAUUGCCGCAUCGUUUGGAAUGCUCCAUUCCUCUCAAACCGCAUUGGAGGAAUUUGCCAAUUCUCAUAUUGUCGAGGGCAUGGAAAACAACAAUAGCAACAACUUUCCUUUUGGACGAGCCAAUGCUACCAGUACUACGAGAGGACCAUUUACAAGCAAUCGGUCUGAUGAAGCUAGGGAUAAUGAUGACGAUGAUGCCGACAGUUCCUUUUUUCAAGAUUCCGAUGAUGAUGACGACGACGAACUAUUCUCGGAACGACAAGGAUCGGUGGACUUUGAUUUGGAAGAUGUCGAUGCCAUUUUGUGGCGCCUCUCCCAAUAUCAUCCAGGAUUCAUGGUAGAUACCACUCCAGAUGAUGAUAAUAUCCAAAGUCUACCCAAAACCGGACAGUGGCUACUGGUGCCGGAAAUGGCAGAUGACGAAAAAGUCAAUCUCAUUUACUACUGUGAAGGCGCCGUACCACAUGGACUCAACAAUCUCGAAGUUUCCAAACAGUUUCCUCGAGGGACACGCAUGGUACCCAAUGGAAUGCAUGGAGUCUACGUCCACACACCACCGCCAUCCAACAACCAUCGGAACCUUUGGAAUGUCUACUACGUCAAGAAUUUCAAAUACAACGAACGAAGCAUCUUUAGUAGUUACCAUCAACGAUCCGAACCCAGCUUUCGAUACAGAAUUCCAAGGAAUGCUCAGUUUGUACCUGAUGGAAAAGGAGGCAUUUGGGCUCUCAUCCCCGAACCCUCGCUUCCCGACAAUGUUCGGAAUCGUCCGGCGGAACCAGCAGACCACAGCAGCAGCGAUCCCACAGCAACAAGACGACAAUCCGAUCGUCGUCGACGGUAUCAGCGGGAUAAGCGUGAUUACCGGCUGGUGCAUUAUUCACGAGCUGCAUUGAAUGGACAAGUCAUGGGAAACAGUACUGCCAUGCCAGCUUACUGCAGGAUCUUUAUGGAUGCACAAUCGGGGGGUGUCUAUCUGUUGCAGCCCAAUGUUACUAAUACUAAUGAGGAUGACGACGACGAGGAACAACUGCAAUCGACCUUUUCCAGUCUUUGGCAUGUGUCUGUGGAAGACCCUUCCAACCCCGUCUUGAUGUAUGGAGGGAUCCCCAGGGGCGCCAAAGUGAUGGGUGAUGCCAUGGGACACUCUGUGUUUCUUUUAUCUCCGGGGGGACGAUUGCAAUCCAUCUUGACAAGGGUCCAGGUGGAACAGCAGCAGCAGCAACCAUCCACGACGACGACAGAUGCACGCACGACGACAACUUGCUUCUCCUACGAUUUGGAUAUUCCGGUGGACGGAAUCAAAGAUAUUGUUGAGGGAAACGCUAUGGAUCAAGUGUUUGUGCAUUGUCGCCAACCACAUCCGAACAAUACCGGCGCGAACGUGUGGAAACUUUGUCGUCUGGACCCUCCAGAAGAAACAGCCACCAGGGAUGCUCAAGUAGUGGCGUUGGACACGGACUGUCCUCGCAACAGUCGGAUUUUGAGCGAUGGAGAAGGGGGAGUCUGGAUAUGGAGAAAGCCAGUUGCGGAUUCGUUGAGUCAAAAUGGAGAUCGAUCGUUUGUGCAUGCAGCCAAUUGGUCGAAUCCGAACAACACCAGCGGGCGACUGAAUUGGUGCUCUCCCUGUGUCUUUCCACCUGGGACACGACUAGCGCAUUGUUCGUACUGAAAGCAAGCAAGGCAUUUGUCGUACAGGCAGCAGGAGCCGCAACACAAAAGAGGGGGAAAAGAGCGAGCAAACAAAAGGGGCGCACCCAUACGGGUGACAGAGAAGCAAUAAGGGACUAUACAAUGUUGUCUCUCUACAUAAGGUUAAGUUAAGUAGUAUUCUUUUACUUUUUG